UAAAUCAGCUGGUAACAGUAAGCGCCGAUGUUCAAGGUCCUGGAAAAGUAUUCAUGUUAAAUGUAUUAAUUACCGACAUUACACACACACACAGCAAUCUGACAUGGAGUCCGCCAUAACAAUCUCAAGUGGAAGUAGACAUCGAAGUACUAAAAGCGAUGAAUUUGUUGAACUUCCCAUUGAGAUUAUAAUAUACAUCCUGCAGUUCCUGUCUUUGUCAGACAGAAUAAGUGCCUCUCAGGUGUGCCAUUUGUGGCAUAUGGCAUCAAAAGUCCUCAAACUGCAUAGCAAUGAAUUAGUAGUACUGCAAGAUGACCUCACGAGACCACUACAAGUCCUCGAAAAUAGUCUUGGAACAUUUCUGCAUUUUGUGUUCAAAGAAGUAGAACUAGGAGGAAAAUUAACCAAAUUUUGGGACAGAUUCUGUCCACAAAUGCAGUCUCUUUCCUUACAUACCUGUGAUAUAUCAGAAAAGACCUUUGUACAUAUUUUAUUAAAGUGCUCACAUUUAGAAACUCUCAGUGUGAAUGGGUGUCGUGAACUUUUAAUGUCAGGAAGAGUUCUGGAGCAGAAGUCUGAUGUUAUUCUGCUUAGUAAGACUCUCGUCAAACUUAGGAAGCUAAGUCUUGCUUCAAAUAGAUAUUUGUCAGAUGCACUUUUCAAUAGAUUUGUGGCAAUUAGUUCCAAUUUGGAAGAUCUGUCACUGACAGGAUGUCAGAUCUCUUUCCAUUUUGGACUGUGUAAGAAAUUUUACCCUGGUGACAUGUUAAAAUCUGGCUACAUAAUGGCAUCGGAAAGUGUUCUGACAUUCAGUAAUAUAUUACAAUACGUUGUGUCACAAGCAGGGAAGAUUAGAAAGUUGAGAUUUGGUGACACACUCAUUGAUAAUGCAGCAUUGUCACAACUAGCAGAAGUACCAGAAUUAUGUCUUGAAACACUACAUCUUCAGUCUUGCGAACAGCUGAACAAUACAGGCAUACUCAGACUCACAGAGUACCAGCAGAGUCUUACUGAAUUAGAUUUAAGUAACUGUUCACGCAUUGGUGAUCCUUCUUUCAUAGCUAUCUGUCACAACCUUAAGAACCUUUUGAUACUCAAUAUGGAGGCCUGCUGUGCCAUAACAAACACAGGCAUAUCAGAACUUUGUCAUCUCACGAAAUUAGUAAAUUUAAACUUGUCACAUUGUGAUCAGGUAUCAGGUGAGGGUAUUGAGAGGGGACUUUGCUCCUCCGUAAAUCUGCAUUUGCAACGACUUAAUCUCGCUGCACUCUCCUUAGAUGAGAGAACUGUGUGUCUUAUAGCAAAGAACCUUCCUAGGCUUAUAUAUCUUGACCUUGGAUGGUGUUUCAAUGCAGUGACAGACAUGUCUAUUCAGGCUAUUUGCCAACACCAACUGUGGCUUCGAUCCCUCAAACUGACACGGUGUGACCAAGUAACAGAUGCUGGACUCACAGGUUUGGGGUUGAGAACAAGAGGAUCAGAACAAGCAGAAGAACAAAAACAUGAAACUGAAGUUAGAACUAAGAUGGAAAAACAAAUUAAUGGACUGCUUGGUACUAGUAAUGACGGUAUGCCACACAGUGACCGCUUACACAGGAUAUCACUAAGGAGUAAAGCUGAACAGGAUAUAGUAAAUGAUGCUAAAAGGAAAAAAGUUGUAUUGCAGAUGUGUGAAGACCAGGACACAGAAGAAGUUGAAAAUGGUUUCUCAAUUGUUAGAUUGAAAGGUUUGCAAGAACUAGAUUUGCGUGGCUGCAACAGAAUCACAGAUGUUAGCCUUAAGUAUGCCUUUAGUUUUCUUGAACUUCGACAUUUAAAUCUGAGUCUCUGCCAGCAGGUAACAGAUACAGGCAUCUCAGAUCUGGCCUCAAAGAACCCCAGCAUUGAAACCCUUAUAAUGAUAAAAUGUCACAACAUCACAGACAGUGGCAUGAUUAAAUUUGUGACGAAUUUGUCAAGACUGAAACAUCUUGAAUUGCAGGGAUGCUCCCAGCUGACAGAUGCAAGCCUUACAGCAAUUGGACAGAGAUGUAGCAAUCUGAAGUACCUGGAUAUAAGCUACUGCUCUGGCAUGUCUCUGGAAGGGUCAGAACAUAUGGAAUUAUGCCUGCCAUCCCUGUACACACUUUACAAGCGGGGCCUUGCUUCGAAGGAAUUUCCUAAAUCUAGUGUAAAGGAACCAAAACAAGUACCUCCACCUCCAAAGUUCCGUUUUUUAUUGUGACACUAGUAACCACAUUAUUUAGUGAAAAUUAAAAUUUGGCAGCAAAAUAUAAAUGUUUUCCUAGUGAUAGGUUGAUGCUAAAGAUAAUGACCAAUAGAGAGAGCUUACAGCUUAAUGAUUUAUGAUGAAAGGUCUUGAUUUUACAGCAUUUAAAGAACUUUGAUUGAGAUUGGAGUAAGGGUGUUGUAGUAUGGACUGGAAACAUCUGGUUCAGGACACAAUCCAGUGAUGGGCUCUUGUAAAAACAAUAAUGAAUGUUCGAGUUCUGUGAGAAACGGAAUUUACUAUCAGGAUGGCAGUGAGCUUUACAGCAAGGACUCUGUUUCAUGGAGUUGGUCAGAAAUAAGAAAUAGGAAGGCAUGUCAAAACACUACUUUGGGUCCAACCAGGUCUCCCAUUUUAAGAAUGAGGACUACUUGUAUAUCUAUAUCUAUGCCAUUAUGUACCAUUCUGGAUAACAUUCAAACUAGUCUUAUGUAAAGUAUGUCAGAUUGCGGUUUCUGAUAAUCCCACCAGCAAACUCUAAUGCAUGACUGAUCUCUUGGGGCUCCAUCUACAUGACUGUCUAAUGUGUUUUACAUUUUUCAUACACCAGAUCUGUCAGUGAAUUUUCUUUUUAAAACAUUACCAGUUUCCUUAAACAGGUAAUACCAAAUUUCACUAAGAAAUUGUGUUAUGAACUGAUGGGUUUCAACCAUAUCCAGGUGAAAACUUAUACUGCAUUGUCAUAAAUUAUUUGUUUAAAGCAAACCAGAAGAAACACUGUUUCUUCUUGAACUGUUCCAGUUGCACUGAGGCAGAAAGUGGCAUGAGCUUAGAUUUAAGAAGCUGACACUAGUUUUGACACCAACAAGACAGAAACAAAACCAAGAUUUUGUUGAUUUUUCACAAUAAAAAUUUAACUUUUUAUUAUAUGGGUAUAUUUUCACAGUGCUUACCUCAAGUAUCUUUUCUCUUAGAGCCUCAUGAGUUUCCAACAGAUUUAUCUGUUAGUCCAGGUCUAAAGAUUACCAUUGUUACACUGCAAAUUAAAACCAACAGUUAGUGGUUUUCACAUUUUGUACAAAUAUUUUGUUUUUCUUGUUCAGUGAUACGUAUUGCAACAACCAGAUCUUUCCUGUCUCUAGUAAUGCUUAGUAAUUAAUUUUGAACACUUGAAUAUAAAAUGAUUUAAUCCCUUAAAAUUUUCCGACACUUUCAUUGCUUUGUAAUUACAAAUAUUAGAGAUUCAUCUGCUGAAAUGUUCAGUGUGUAAUAAUAUGGACAUAUCUAUGUGUAAACUGAAAGUGACUUCUGAUUGUAACUUAUUAUGAGUUAAGCAAGUACUGAAUGAAGGUCUUGAAAAACACAUAUAUGACUAUGUAUUAUAAUGACACAUGAAAUUUAAAAAUAACUAUGUAAUACUGUUUAUUUCUAAGAUUCUUCUAGUGAAAUAUCAUCAAAUUGUCAUAGAAUGAAAUCAUUUAAGGGCAGUGGUAUUUUCAAAGCUGCCAUGAAUGCCCGUCACUUUUGAAGAAUUCUGAUUCUUUUUGGAUUCUUUGUUCAGAAUAAUAUAGUUGAAAUUGUCCAUCUGCCCCCCAUUUCAGAUUCAGACAUUGGUGUUACAGACUAACGUCCUAAUUUUUGUGAAAUUUGGUAUUGCCAUGUCACAGACUUGAUGACUUCUGAGAUGAGAAAAUACUAGCAUAAUUCAGAGUGUGCUCUUCAAGUUAUGUCCUAAGUCUUUGUUUGUAUAAGAGAAGGCUCAAACUUUAGAGGCUUAACUCCAUUGAUGUUCAUAAAAUGUGCACCCAAAUUGCAAUUAACUUCACAGUUAAGAGUUUGAAGUUUUAUAAAAUAAUGUGGAUAUUGUGGUAGCCUCCAAAUAGCACAUAAAUUUGGUAGGGAGAACUACAAAUUGUGCAGUGCUGUGUUAGAGGUCCAACAGAAAUAAAAGGUGAUGUAUAUUGAUAAAUUUAUAUAGUCAUAAGUCAGUAUUAAUAGGUUAAAGAUGCAAUGUAGUUCCACUGAUUGAAACUAUCUCUGUACAUAAAAUUUUGUUUAAAUUGUACAGACUGUAAUUUAAUGUGUUUAAUAGAAAUCAAAUAAUGUUAAAUUAAAAAUUAUUUAAUUAUAUUUAAGAAUGUGAUUUGUAAAUACUCCCAGUAAUAUGUAACACACAGUGAAAUGUAAAUUAUUGCUGAUAAAGUUUUAUCAGAUUUGCUCAGCUAUUGUGCCAGUGUAAUAAAUUGCAGACUGGUAAUUUUUUACUCUUAA
This is a messenger RNA of Zootermopsis nevadensis, 4480 nucleotides long. RefSeq lists its product as uncharacterized. Gene Ontology annotation, biological process: SCF-dependent proteasomal ubiquitin-dependent protein catabolic process. The record is from RefSeq and is a predicted model, not a curated record. Lineage: Eukaryota; Metazoa; Arthropoda; Insecta; Blattodea; Termopsidae. Gene Ontology annotation, cellular component: SCF ubiquitin ligase complex. Gene Ontology annotation, molecular function: protein binding.